CGGCCACGGCAGCUGUUUACCGGGGAACUUCCCGGGAACGCGAGUGGUGCUGCUGUUGGGCACGAGCCGCUGGGCGACGCGCGACUGACUGCGAUGCGGGAAAACGCGCGCUUUUAGACACGCCGAAUCCCUCCCGGUCGCUGCAGCUGUCUCUUGGGAGAGACUGUAAGGACAGAAAUCAUCAUCAUGGCCUCAAACGUGCCGAGUUCCGCCGACUUUCGCGCGCAGCUCACCUCCAUCAUGGAGCUGCUCACGCGGGCGGCCGUGGCGGAUAUAGUGCAGCUCGUGGAGCGGAGCUGCGCUGCGCUGCGCCUCGAAGUGAGUCGGAAACAGGAGGAGAUCCGGGCGCUGGAGCGCAGAGUGAAGGCGGUGGAGGGAGCCGACCAGGACCCUGAGAUGCAGGGCCUCUGCGUGGAGACACGGCACAUGGAUGACUGGGAAGCUGCGGAGCCUCGGGAGCCGUGCUCCGUCUCGCCUACUCGAGUGGUAGCAGAUGUGGGAGAAGACAGGCAGGAAUCACCUGUGUUGAAGGAGAAGCAGUUAGAGGAUACUUGGCUGACCUGCUUACCACCUGGAGGGAUAAAGAUGAACAUGAAUGGUAACGACUGUGGAGAAAUGCUUCUGGUGGGGUGUAGGCAGCGUAAGGAACAAGUUGGCACUCUUGCUGAGCAAACUGUGAUUCAAGCAGAAAUUAGUGAGCAAUGGCGGCUCAGACAUAUUGAGGUGGUGCCUAGGAGCCUCCGGUGUGUAGUUAAAGCCGAACCAGAGCAAAAACCAAGUAGAAAAUGCCUCCCCCCAAGGUGUAGUCAGGCACUGGAGAGAAGGAGUGUGGGUGCUGACAGUGUGUUUGGUAAAGGCGGACAGCAGGGGUUUCUCCUGGCCCAGGAUUGCAGUGAUUCUAAGACCCCGUGUUUGCAUGGUCCCAUCUCAGUAGGAAGAUCCUCUGAUACAGAUGCUCAAGAAGCAUAUGGGCAGGUCAGUGUAGAAAGACCCCAUGCAGACUCAAGUGUUCCUGCAGUAAGCAAUACUUCUGUCAGCCUGUCCCCCUCAGAACUACUUCUGGAGAACUCAGAACCUGGCAUGCUGAUGCUUACCAUUAAACAGGAGGAUGAGAUCCAGUUUGAGGAUAGAUUUUCAGUGCCAGGACAAAGCAAAGAGCCAUCGUGCAUUCUUAAGAGAGAGACUGGGGAGUGGCCUGAACAUCACAAUUUAGAUACAGAAAUAAGGAACGAAAUAAGGGACAAUGUUACGGGGUUGAACUCAGAAGAAAAGUUUGGAGGAAGCAGGACUAGUAACGAAAAGAGAACUCUAAAGAGGAACAACAGAGCCAGGAGCACUGAUUUGGGAUGUGGGGAUAACGAAAGCCAUCUGAAUAAUCUCUUUGGACAUUUCCAAAAUCAGGCAGAGAAGAAGUUUAGUUGCACAAUUUGUAGGAAGAGCUUCAGCCACCGAAAUAAUCUCUACAGACACCGGAGGAUUCACACAGGGGAGAAACCGUAUGGAUGCGUGCAUUGUGGAAAGCAAUUCACUCAUCAGAGUAACCUCUAUGAACACCUGCGAAUUCAUACUGGAGAGAAACCAUACAGUUGUGGCCUGUGUGGGAAGUGUUUCACUCAGCAAAGCAAUCUGAAAAGACACAAACGAAUACACACGGGAGAAAGGCCAUUCGGCUGCAGCGACUGCGGGAAGACUUUUACGCGUCUUUUCUACCUUAAGAUACAUCAGCAGCAAGUUCAUAGAAGAGAGGCACCCGACAAUUGUGCUAAACUUGGGAGAAGGUGGAAUUUUUGAUGCUUGAACUCGCCUUGUUCAGUUCUCUUUGGAGACAUGUAUGGAGUAAUUUAUUUCUUUUUAAUUAGCAUUACAUCAGAACAACGUCACGGAGAGUUUAAAUAUUAAGGCAGAGGAAGUACAUGGUUACAAAGCUACCUGUUGGUUAAAAAACAUGAAUCUUCUUUAAUGUUGACAUUUAGGUUGUCAAGAACUUUAUGUAGCACUUGGACUACAUAGGAUGGACAGGACAAACAACUUGAGACAGGCUAACAACCUGAGGUUCGCUGUUUGUUCAUGCAAAACAGAGGUAGGUGCAAGACAGUAAAUGUCAGAGGUGUGCUUAUUGGGGUUUUGGUCCUCUCUAUCCCUACAUCUCUAUGGGACAGGCGCCAUACCUACUGCGGGAGUUAGGGGAACAUGGGGAACAGGUGUAGGUGUGUAGGUGUGUAGGUGUAGUGUCCCUCUUCCCUCCUCCCUGUUGGGUUUCAUGAAACUACCUACAUUUACAUUUAUUCAUUUAGCAGACGUCUGCUAAAUGAAUAAAUGUAAAUGUAGGUAGUCUAGUGUAGGUAGUCUACUUGUACCUAGCGAAUAGAUGUCUUAUUGAACUUUUUGUUGGGUAACCGGAGUCUGACAAACAUGUUUCUGUGAUAAAUUGGUGGCUUUGUCAAACCCAGUAAGAUGGGGUCUGGAUUUUAAGUUGAAACACUUUAAAAUGUUCCCCCCAUGUGAGUCCAUACCACAUGGCAACUCCACGGUUUCAUUCUCCUGUGGUGCCUGCAGAGCAUGGUCUCCAUUUGUGCAAAGCAGAAGACAGCAAAGUGGAAAGGAGAUGAUGAACAUCAAUUAUUUUUAGUUAUUUUAAAGGAAAAAAAAAGAUAUUGCUUCACGUUAAAGAAAAUAAGAUGUCUUUUCCAUGGAGUUCCUCAUCUCAAACCCAAUGUUUCCAGUAUAGAGACCCCUCAUUUUAUGAGCUCUUUUUAAAAACAGAAUAAAUACUAGUCUGGCUGUGAAUUAACUCACUAUAGCUUUGUCUGAUGUUUGCAACAAAACCUAAUUUGUGAAUAAACUGAGGGAUUAAGAUGUAUUAAAUUUCAAUUGAUUGUGACCUAGUGGAUU
Scleropages formosus (Asian bonytongue) is the source of this 2892-nucleotide messenger RNA. Its product is annotated as zinc finger protein 1 homolog. Gene Ontology annotation, cellular component: chromatin; PcG protein complex; transcription regulator complex. Gene Ontology annotation, molecular function: DNA-binding transcription factor activity, RNA polymerase II-specific; RNA polymerase II cis-regulatory region sequence-specific DNA binding. Bases 187 to 1791 code for a protein of 534 amino acids. Gene Ontology annotation, biological process: regulation of transcription by RNA polymerase II. The record is from RefSeq and is a predicted model, not a curated record. The transcript has 4 exons. NCBI's taxonomy places the organism in Eukaryota, Metazoa, Chordata, Actinopteri, Osteoglossiformes, Osteoglossidae.